UCACUUUGGUUCCGAUGUCGAAAUACAGUGAAAGUCAUUAAUAGAAAAUAACAAAUAAUCCAAUCAAAAUGAAUAAAUUAAAAUCGUCACAGAGAGACAAAGUGAAGAAGUUUGUCGCGUUCACGCAGACGAGCGAGAGCACAGCCAUAUACUGUUUGUCGCAGAAUGACUGGAAAUUGGACCUCGCGAGCGACAACUAUUUUCAGAAUCCUGAAGCCUACUACAAAGACAAUAUCAAGGCUUCAGUGGACAGAAAGAAGCUGGAACAGCUGUUUAGCAAGUAUAAAGACCAGCAGGAGAACGAUAAGAUCACAGUAGACGGGGUAAUGAAGUUCCUUGAUGACCUAAAUUUAAGUCCUGAAUCUAUUCUAGUAUUAAUAAUUGCAUGGAAGUGUAAAGCAGCAGUGCAGUGUGAAUUUACGAAAGAAGAGUUUACGACGGGCCUGUCGGAGCUAGGCGUCGACAGCAUAGAUAAAUUAAAGGGGAAACUGACAACGUUGGAACUUGAAAUAAAAGAUACAAAUAAGUUCAAAGACUUCUAUCACUUCACGUUCAAUUAUGCCAAGAAUCCUGGCCAGAAAGGAUUGGAAUUAGACAUGGCGAUAGCAUAUUGGAAUAUAGUGCUCCGUGGGAGGUUUAAGUUCCUCGAUGCAUGGUGCAAGUUCCUAACGGAGCAUCACAAAAGAUCAAUACCAAAAGACACGUGGAAUCUAUUGCUAGACUUUGCCACACAAAUUGAUGAUGGUAUGAGCAACUACGACGCAGAAGGCGCUUGGCCCGUGCUCAUCGACGACUUCGUAGAGUGGUGCCAGAAGCAGGGCCUCACAGCGGACGGGGCCAGUGUGGAGCCCGCGUCUGGCUAGCCGACACUUCCUCCCCUCCAAUACGAAGUUGCAGUGACACAUGACGAACCGAGACCACAACAUGCCACCGGUCUACGAACGUACAUGUUCUUCCUGCUAUCACGCUUCGUAUUGUACGGUCUUGAGCUGUGUACAAUUGAGUGGCUCAUUCUAAUAGUCAUAUUUGAGUUGUGCAGCUGACUAAAUUGUGAAGUGACCAAAUUGAUAUUUUGAAUUGUACAGUGUAAGCUCUUGGAUAUUUCGGAUCGGUAAAAGUAUCUGGUCAGUUGACAGGUUCAUAAGUGUUUAGAAAGUCCUCUGUUUAAUAAUUGAUGUGAAUUAUGACAAUGGAAGGUAUGACUUAGAAUAAUGAACGUUGAAUUUUAAUGUUUUAGAUUGCUCUUGUGUACCUGUCAACGAUCAUAAUAUUUACAUCAGUGUGUGUAUAGAGUUCUCACUCAACUGUAUAGGGCUCUGGAACUAUUCGUCCGUUAGAUAAAUUUCUUGUGUACUCUUGUUGAUCCUAUUGCCUAACCUACUCUACUAGGGUACGAUGAACUCGGUGAUAUUUGUCUGUAAGCUUCUGAGUAUUGUAACAUCAAAUAAAUGAUGUCACUUGCCUUUUAAAUGCUGAAAUAUAUAUUUAUUUAUUAACUAUUGUCUGUUUUCUUGCUAUUUAUUUUCAAUUGUGUCUAGUGUUUAUAAAAUACUUUGUCUCAAGACUCAAGAUGUUGCAGUAUUCAGAAGCGGGAAAUUAUUUAAACUUUCUAAAUUUUCCAACAAGAUUAUUCUCUUGCUAGUAUAGUACGCCGUAAAUUAAAUUAAGAUGUAAAUAUGUAUAUACACAUUAAUGAUAUUACAAUUUUUAUUUUUAAUGCUUAGAAGUUGCCCUGUUUUUUUUUCCUUUAAAAUACAUAUAUUUUUGUGACAGCAAUGAUUUUGUGAGAGUUCAAAACUCAAAUGUCGGACUAAAGUCAAAAAAAUAAUUAUUUAAUCAAAAGUUGGUUUUUGAAAAAAAUUGUUCUUGCUCAUUUAUUUCUUGUUGAAAUUGACACAAAAUUAACAUUUAUAACUUUUUUUGCUUUAGCUUAGCUUCUUUGAAGGGAAAAAGUGCAAUUUUAACAACAAUAAAUGUGCAAUGUUUAACCUGAAGUAUCAAAAUUCUUGCUGUUUUGAUGGAUUGUUUAACUCACUCGGAUUUGAAAUCAUAUUUUAUUUUUACUCUGAAAUCAUAGACCUCAUUACUAUGUCUUGAUUAACAUAUCUGGAGAGUAAAAAAUUGAAUUAAAUUGUGCACAAUCUUGAGGGCUUUAAAACCAGAUGGCGUAACAGCCGCAAUCUUCUGUAGGAAUCUGUAAAAUCUUUCAACUCAGAGACACUACACUACACAUAAGAAUGGAGCCAUCCUAUGUACCGGUUCAGGACCAGGCCACGUCAAACUAAGAAGAUAUGUUAAUUAAGACGCUAUAUUACUUAUAUCAGUGACAAUUUAAAUAAGCGAGACCUGUGAUUUAUUUGAAUUUAUUAUUAUCGCGAAACCAUUGGAGGUUCGUUCAUGUAGCAUGGUGUAAUAUUUACAGUUUAAAACAUCAAUUUUAGUUGAUCGAUAGUUGGAGUGACCUUCUAAGUCUUAUCAUAGUGAUAUUUAAAUGUAAAUAUCAAGUUUCUUAAUUGUAGGUACUUUCUUAUUAAUCUGAACUUCGGUCAACUAAAUAUCAGUUGCAUAUCGUAAAGCCUUUUGUGACACGAUGUUUGCAUAUUUUAUACGAGCUGUUUCAAACACGCGUGCACUCAAAGAUUUUCAAAAUGCGUGUGCGUCAAGCUAGCGGCCUCAAAAAAAAAAUGGGCACGAAAAAAUAAUUUCACCAUACCAAAAAAUAGUACUCUUAUUGAAAAAAAUAGUACCUGUUGUAAAAAAAUUAGUACCAUCACGGUUCUGGAUUUAUAGCCAUGUUUUAUUGCACUUGCUAGCUUGACGGUGAGCGAAAUUUGGCGAGAGUUAACGACAAGGUCUUUCGCUUUGAUUUAAACGCCAAAAAAUAGUACCGAAAUAGUACUCACCCCCAGCAAAAUACCGAAAUGAGUACUUCAACGGUUCCAAAGUUAUAAAGGCAGUUCUUUGAUCCCGCUGGCUUGACGUUUUGAAAAUACCUAUUAUCUGGAGAACGCUUGCAUACUUCAUUAUGUAACUAAUAUCAAUAAACUCGUAUGAAAUAGUACUUCCUACCAUCAUAAUUUUGAUCCGAUUCUCUUUGUAGAAAUAUGUUAAAAAAUCAUCAUAACCUAUGCCAUACAUUUGUUGUUGAUACAGUCACGUAGACAAUUACAUAACCUCACAAUUUAUUCGUAAGUAUUGCCAUCGCCAGUAUUGCCAUUUUGGAGGUCUACCCUACCAUUUCUUUGCACUUCAGAGUGUUGCUAUUACAAAAAAUUGCUAUUGCAUACACCCAUAUGCAAUAAUUUUAAUAGAAAAUGGCUGCAUGGGUCUAGUUCUUAUUGAAAACAAUCUGUGAUUUUAAUACAUCAUGAUACAUUUUUAA
Pectinophora gossypiella (pink bollworm) is the source of this 3382-nucleotide messenger RNA. RefSeq names its product DCN1-like protein 1 (gene SCCRO). Lineage: Eukaryota; Metazoa; Arthropoda; Insecta; Lepidoptera; Gelechiidae. The record is from RefSeq and is a predicted model, not a curated record. The transcript is spliced from 3 exons. Gene Ontology annotation, cellular component: ubiquitin ligase complex. Gene Ontology annotation, molecular function: ubiquitin-like protein binding; ubiquitin conjugating enzyme binding; cullin family protein binding. Gene Ontology annotation, biological process: protein neddylation; positive regulation of ubiquitin-protein transferase activity. The coding region runs from base 69 to 863 and encodes 264 amino acids.